UCACCAUAAUUCUAAUAAUAUUAGUUCCUAUUCCACUUUCUUUCACUAGAUCAUCCAUUUUUUGGCCUUAGUCUUCCUUUCUGUUUUUGCCAUCAAAAUUUGUACUUUUCUGCUUUCCCUUUCUUCCCUGUCCUGUCAAUAGUGUGAAGAAUUGCAGACCUACAGAAACUUUCCUUCCUCCCACCACUCUUUUGUGCUGCCAAUAUGGAAUUUAUGUGUAUGUGAGUCCCGAACUUCGUAACUUUUCUCUCUUUAUUCCAUCACUUCCACUGCAAUAUUUUAUGGUCAUGUCUCACUUCUCAUCUCAUUUAUAACUGAGUCACUACUUCCAACCUUCUUACAUCUGCCCCUUUCUCAUUCUUCUUCUAGCUAAAAGAGGAAAUUAAAAAAGUUUGACACUUUCCGACACCAUCUUUCUAGCUACAUGCUUUAAAAUGCAUGUCUAGUAUUGUCUAGUGUCUUCCAUUCUAAAACCUCACAUAAGACAUCAUAUUCUUUGAUGUUUUUUUUUGUUUGUCAUUUUGAAGCUUCAUUAGAGACAUAAAUUCUAAGAACUAUUUGCUUCUUUGUUCUAGGGAAUCUUCAGUUUCUUUCCAUGAACGAAUCUCAAAACACCAUUCCCCACUUGUUCAGAUGCCCCAUCAGUUUAGACUUGUUGGAAGAUCCUGUGACUUUAUGCACAGGCCAAACCUAUGACAGGUCAAACAUAGAAAAAUGGUUUGCUUCAGGUAACCUCACAUGUCCAGUUACAAUGCAAAAACUCCAUGAUCCAUCCAUUGUUCCCAACCACACUCUUCGCCACUUGAUCGAUCAGUGGCUUCAAUUUGACCCUGGCAACUCUGAAAUCCCAACUAUUGACUCCUUAGCUUCUCUGAAACGCAACCUUGAAUCCCAUGAAACCAGCUUAGAAAACAAGCUCCAAGCGCUUAGAAAAAUCAGUCUCUUAUCUGAUGAGUAUUGUUCCUUUAACAAAUCAUGCUUCCUCCAAUUGGAUUUCCUACCACUGCUUUUGGAACUAGUCUUCGGAACUCAAGUGUCAAAAAAUGACAUGAACCUCAUAGAGCUAGGACUUUGUUGCAUUAGAAAAUUGUUGCCCCUUGGUAGUUCGGAGCCUCUAAAUGUGAUCAAAGAUGGGUCUAAAUUAUCAAGUUUUGUGCUAUUAUUUGAAAAGGGUACUAACUCGGUUAAGUCCAGCUUGUGCCGUGUCAUAGAGUCAGCAUCAUCAACAUCUGACACACAAGAUUUAUGUUCAAUUCUCGGAAACUCCCACAAACUAGUGCACGAGAUUGUUCAUGUUGUUAACCAAAAUUACGAGGUUUCUGUGGAUGCAAUUAAAGCCAUGUCAGCACUAUGUUCGAUGCAAUCUAACAGAGAGAGUUUGGUGAGAGGAGGAGCAAUAGAGGAAAUUAUAAGGUACAUUUCAUCAUCAGAAAGAAGAGACUUGGCACCAGUGGCUAUGAGAAUUGUCGAAAAACUUGUGGAUCUGAAAAGUGCUAAAGAGGCAUUGGUGAAUCAGCCUGGUGGUGUUCAGACAUUGGUGAACAUGGUUUUCAGGGUGUCUGAUCAAGAAUGCAGUGAGAGUGCUGUUGAAGUGCUUUUAAUAGUUUGUGGUGAAUUUGGGUGUGCAAGAGAGGAAGCCAUUGAGAAUGGAGUUUUGACUCAAUUGCUAUUGCUUUUGCAGAGUCAGUGUAGUAAUGCAACAAAAUCAAAGGCGAGAAUGCUGCUAAAAUUGCUAAGAUCGGAGGCAAAGCAGGGUUAGAUUGUUGAUAAUAAAAGUGUAUGUAACAAAAUAUUCAUAAUGUUUAUAAAGACUAGAAAGUGUAUAUGUAACUGUUUUGUGGGUCUCAUAGUUACUGUGCCACUGCGAAUAUAGCUGUAAUCUUUGAAUAAUUCAGUUUUGUCCGCUCACACGCAUUCAAAAACCAAAACUUUAAAGACAACAGGAUGUCACUUAUACUCUGUAUAACAUUUCUUGCUUAAAUUAUAAUUUUU
Molecule: messenger RNA, 1992 nt
Organism: Cajanus cajan (pigeon pea)
Lineage: Eukaryota; Viridiplantae; Streptophyta; Magnoliopsida; Fabales; Fabaceae
Product: U-box domain-containing protein 26
Biological process (GO): protein ubiquitination
Molecular function (GO): ubiquitin protein ligase activity; protein binding
Source: RefSeq, a predicted model, not a curated record